AUGAAGACUUCUACAUUCUUGGGCUUGAUGUCCCUCAACAUCAUAGAAUUUACCCAUGCUGGAGCCAUAUCCAUCAAAGAAGACUUUGCUUCACGGAAUGUGAAUAUCAAGCCUCGUGCUCUUCCAGACGCUCCGAGCGGCUAUGCCCCGGCUCAUGUCACAUGUCCAUCGAGCCGACCUACAAUUCGGCCUGCUUCCGCACUGUCCUCCAAUGAGACAGCAUGGCUCCAGGCUCGUCGUCAGAAGACCGAGUCCGCCCUGAAAGACUUCUUUGGGCAUGUUGAGAUUGAAAACUUUGAUGCUGUGAGCUACAUUGCGAACCACACUGGUAGCGACUUACCUAAUGUCGCGAUCGGCAUUUCGGGUGGUGGUCUUGUUGCGUGUCUCAAUGGAGGAGGAGUCAUUAAGGCCUUCGAUGAACGCACCGAGGGAUCAACGGCCAAAGGUCAGCUCGGUGGCCUGCUACAAUCAGCUACCUAUUUCGCUGCCCUCAGCGGUGGCUCUUGGGCUCUCGGAUCCAUCUACGUCAAUAAUUUCACGACGGUCUCUAAUCUACAGGAGAACUUGUGGGACUUCAACUCGGAGGAAAUCAUAUAUGGUCCUGAGAAGAUUUCACAUGUCGAAUUUUGGGGUAACAUCUCGGCCGACGUUAAGAGCAAGCGGGAGGCUGGAUUCAAGACUGGUGAUGCAGAUUUCUGGGGCCGUAUCCAGGGAUACAACUUCUUCAAUGCUAGCGAUGGGGGUGUUGACUACACUUGGUCCUCAAUCGCAGAGACCGAGUCCUUCCAGAGUGGUGACAUCCCGAUGCCUCUGGUAGUUAUGACUGGCAACCAGCAAAGCACCGAGACCUUGUCAACCUCCCCUGCAACAUACCCCAUCUACGAAACCACGCCUUGGGAAUGGGGUACCUAUGAUGACGAUAUCUACGGCUUCGCGCCCCUGGAAUAUCUUGGUACUCGAUUCGUCAACGGUGUAGUGCCAGACAACGAAACCUGCGUCCGGGGCUUCGACAAUGCGGGCUUCAUUACCGGCUCGUCAAGCGAUAUCUGGAACGAGAACGGAGAGGAUAUUCUCUUUUAUCUGGAGUAUAUCCUAGAGCAGUACGAAGCCGCUGCGCCAAAUUCCAGCAUGACAGCGUUCUUGAAGACCGCUGUCCAGGACUUUGAGAACGCCGCCAGCUCAACCAACUCCAGCAUUGACGGACCGGCAGCCUACGACCCGAACCCAUUCUACCAAUACAACACGGCCACCUCACCAUACGCCCAAACCACCAAUCUGAUCGUGCAAGACGGAGGCGAAACCAGCCAGAAUGUCCCAUUGUACCCACUGAUCCAGCAAAAGCGCAACGUCGACGUGAUCUUUGCCGUCGACUCCCUCGGCUCCUCAUCCUACGACUACUGGCCGACCGGCUCAUCACUGAUUGCAACCUACAACCGCACUCUCCUUAAUGUCGCCAACGACACUUCCUUCCCGGAGAUCCCAGACCUCGAUACAUUCCUCAAUCUGGGCCUGAACGCUCGUCCGACUUUCUUCGGCUGCAACGCCUCUCAACUGACCACGCCGACACCCCUGGUGGUUUACCUGCCCAACCACCCGAUUACCUAUAGCUCAAACUACUCGCUCACGGAGGGUCAAUUUAACAAUACCCAGCGCGAUGCGAUCAUCACCAAUGGGUACAAUGUUGCGACACAGGCGAAUGGCACGCUGGAUGCGGACUGGUCGACCUGCGUGGGCUGUGCGGUUCUCAGUCGCUCAUUAAACCGGACCGGUACUACCGUUCCGGAGGCUUGCACGAAGUGUUUCCAACGUUAUUGCUGGAAUGGGACCGUUGACGACGAGACUCCGGCGGCUUAUCAGCCGACACCUUCUCUGAGCGCCGUUGCGCCGGCGAAUGCGACUUCGUCAUCGACUACUGAUAGCAUGGGUGCUGCGCUACGUGCGGGUGUAGGAUCUGCCAUUGCAAUUGUGGGAGCGGUUGUCUUCAUGCUGAUUUGA
Molecule: messenger RNA, 1995 nt
Organism: Aspergillus japonicus CBS 114.51
Lineage: Eukaryota; Fungi; Ascomycota; Eurotiomycetes; Eurotiales; Aspergillaceae
Product: lysophospholipase 1
Exons: 3
Coding region: 1-1995 (664 amino acids)
Biological process (GO): glycerophospholipid catabolic process
Cellular component (GO): intracellular membrane-bounded organelle; cytosol
Molecular function (GO): A2-type glycerophospholipase activity
Source: RefSeq, a predicted model, not a curated record